This is a messenger RNA of Solenopsis invicta (red fire ant), 6270 nucleotides long. RefSeq names its product ubiquitin conjugation factor E4 B (gene Ube4B). NCBI's taxonomy places the organism in Eukaryota, Metazoa, Arthropoda, Insecta, Hymenoptera, Formicidae. Gene Ontology annotation, molecular function: ubiquitin-ubiquitin ligase activity. The coding region runs from base 424 to 3744 and encodes 1106 amino acids. Gene Ontology annotation, cellular component: nucleus; cytoplasm; ubiquitin ligase complex. The record is from RefSeq and is a predicted model, not a curated record. The transcript has 8 exons. Gene Ontology annotation, biological process: protein polyubiquitination.
AAAGGGAAGGGGGAGCGAGCGAGAAGGAGCGGAGGACGGAGAGGGAAGCAGAGAGCGCGUGUCGACGCGUUGGUUGCUCAGCUGUUUUGAAGAGUCGACGACGCAGCGAGCGACUGGCCGUGACUCGGCGCGAGACCACUGCAUCCACGUCCAAACGCAAACAGAUGUGGAGUGACUGUCCAGAUCUCUGACAUUGACGUAUCUCGGCCACGAGUGUCGUCGCGCGAGCACGGUAGCCCCUUUGCGUGUACGCGGAGGCGCGACGGCGACGGCGAGGAAGGCGAGCGCGCAGUCGAGCGGUCCGAGGCCGCCGCGUAGCAGCACCGAGCCGAGUCUUCGCGGACGGAAACGUCGUCGGUCGUCGAGCGGGCGGGCGGAAUAAAGAGCCCCACACAUACGUACACGCGCGAGCACACGAUCGCCAUGAGCGAGCUGAGCCAGGAAGAAAUGAGGAGAAGGCGGUUAGCCCGCUUAGAGGGCUUGAACAAUAGUAAUGCAGCUGCCAGUUCGUCGAGUGCUAUUGCUCCAACUUCCCCGAAUACUCCGGAGUCAUCAAAAGCAUUUACGGAAUCGAUAUCUCCAUCUAUUCAACAAUUACAGCGCGUCGAGGUGCCAAUGGAGAUAGAAGAGAGCAACGAUAAACAGUGUAAUAUUACUGAGAUGGAUAAUUCAGGGAUUGAAAGCAUGGAGGUUGACGAAUCAGAUAGGAAAGAUUCAAUAUCAAGAUCACGCACGACGAGUUCUAGCAUAGAAGUUACAACAGAUCAUAUACAUGCUGUCAUAUCACGUGUCCUACGCAUAUCGUGGAAAACCCCCGUCGAAGGAAGUGUAUUCUUACCGCAAACAGCAGCGUACACGCUGACGCAAAGACAACUGGAUUUUAGUGAAAUUAUCAACCAGGCCUUGAUGGAGGUUUUAUGUAUGUUCUCGAAAGGGGAGGAUCCCUUUAAGGAUAUCGCGGUAGACAUGUCGUCCGAUCGACAGGACAGUCCGAAUAACCAAACGAGUCCUCUGCUAAGUCCUGUCGUGGCUCUUCCAUCUUACCAAUUACCGACUAUGCCAUUGCCUAUAGGUAGCAAAUCGUCGCAACCGAAAAGUUUAACUUACUUGUUAGACUGCUAUUCAAAAGUUGCAGUAGAAGAGAGAAAUCACCCAAAGCGAUCCAGCGUACCUCCUUUCUCUGACGUACUGACGGUUUUAAAAAUACAAUGUGUUCAGUACUCCAGCCUCGUCCUACAAGGAUUGGUUGGCAUUUGCCAAGCUUCAGUCAUCCCCAUGUGCACCACGUAUCUCCUCUAUCCGAUAUUGUCGCAAAGCUUGCCUCGAAGUUAUCUUCACGAGCUCGUGGCUAGGACACACACUAAUCCAAAUACUUUCAAUAAGAUAUUCACCCCGGUCUUGCAAGGCCUGUAUCUUUCGAUGCAACAGGCGAGUUUGGUCGGCAACACGCACAGAAGACCGAUCGAAGCGCUAGAGGAACUGAUAGAAAUUCGCUGCGGCCCAAGCGGCAACAUACGUCCGAUAUGCCGUCUAAUUACGAAUCAAGUGCAAUUCUUGCCCGAUAUUAUGACGUCAGCCGCGGGUAGAGAACUUACGAGGACCUCGUUUUUGGGGCCGUUUCUCUCUGUGUCGGUAUUUGCUGAGGAACAACCAAAGGUGGCGGAGAAAUUCUUCAGCGGAAAUCCCGUUACGGAUAAAUCGGUGAAUCUGUCCCUGCAACAAGAGUUGGAAAGUACCAGAACUUCAUUACACAAGAUGUUUCACGCGAUACUUGCGAACAGCAACUGCCGUGAUGCUACUUUAACGUAUCUAGCUACAUUAUUGCGUCACAAUGAGAAACGCGCGCAAAUACAGACCGAGGAGUUCUCUCUGGCCGGGGAUGGAUUUAUGUUGAAUUUACUAUCGGUCUUGCAAAUGCUCUCUGUGAAAAUCAAACUGGACACCAUAGACCCUUUAUAUCCGUUUCAUCCCUCCAGCUUCGUCGAGGUAAAGAACGACACAAGACUGAAACUUUCCUCGCAAGAAGUCGCGGAAUGGCAGAAGCAUCUGGAGAAGACGCAUAAGUGGACGGAAUCGAAAUUUCCGACUCAGUGUUGGUUCUUGACGUUGCAUUGCCAUCACAUCGCGCUGUUACCGGCGUUACAAAAGUAUCAGAGAAAAUUGCGGGCGUUACGUGAUUUACAGAAGAUGCUCGACGAACUGCAAGCCACGGAACCUCAAUGGAAGGAUAGCCCCUUCGCGGAACAUAACAAAGACUUGAUUAAACAAUGGAAACAGCAGUUGAAGCGAUUAGUUAAAUCUAAAUCGUGCGCGGACGCGGGUUUGAUAGACCCUGUCUUUUUAAGGAGGUGCUUACAUUUUUAUAUAUCUGUGGCCGAGGUUUUGUUGAGUCUUCUGACACAGACUGCACCAGGUAACCCUCUUCCUAAACUUCCACUUCCUCAGGAAGUUACGUGCAAGUUUACCGCGUUACCGGAAUGGUAUGUGGAAGAUAUAGCGGAAUUCUUAUUGUUCACACUCCAGUUCUGUCCUGGAGUAGUGGCAAGUAAUAUGGACAACUCACUUAUCACAUGGUUACUGGUCGUCGUGUGUACGCCACAUUGUAUACGAAAUCCGUAUCUAAUCGCAAAAAUCAUCGAGGUUCUUUUUGUAAUAAAUCCUAGUGUUCAGGGAAGAACGGAGACUCUCCAUGAUAAAGUCAUGGCGCAUCCUAUAUCCAAAACACUUCUAGCAUCGUAUCUCAUGAAGUUUUACACCGACGUUGAAACCACUGGCUCUAGUUCCGAAUUUUAUGACAAGUUUUCAAUACGUUAUCACAUAAGUCUAAUUUUGAAAUCGAUGUGGGAUAGUCCAGUACAUCGAGCAUCUAUCGUCAAUGAGAGCAAUAAUGGCAAGCAAUUCGUUAAAUUUGUCAACAUGUUGAUGAACGACACCACUUUCCUACUCGAUGAAAGCUUGGAAUCUCUGAAGCGCAUACACGAGGUGCAGGAACUCAUGUCGGAUACUAGCGCGUGGGGCGCACUCUCUCAGGAACAGCAGCAAUCGAGGACUAGACAGCUGGCAGCGGACGAGAGACAAGCCAGAUCUUAUCUUACACUAGCCAAGGAAACAGUUGCCAUGUUUCAUUAUCUAACGGUCGACAUUAAGGAGCCAUUCCUACGACCAGAAUUAGUCGGGCGAUUGUGUGCCAUGCUGAAUUUCAAUUUGCAACAGUUGUGUGGACCUAAGUGCAAAAAUUUAAGAGUGAGAAAACCACAGAAGUACGGGUGGCAACCAAGGAUGUUACUCAGCCAAUUGGUUGAUAUAUAUUUGCAUCUUGACUGUGAUAAUUUCGCGGCUGCUUUAGCCAGUGAUGAACGUUCGUUCUGUAAGGAGCUAUUUGCGGACGCUGCGAGCAGAUUACAAAGAUCUGCGAUCAAAACUCCUACAGAAAUAGAGAGAUUCAUAGCGCUUGCGGAGCGCGCGGCGAUAAUCGCGAGAGAUAAUCGUGCGCGCGACGCAGACUACGGUGACGCUCCUGAGGAGUUCCGAGAUCCGUUGAUGGACACUCUUAUGGAAGAUCCUGUUAAACUACCAUCCGGUAUUGUUAUGGACAAGGCAGUUAUCAUUAGACACUUACUCAAUAGUGCCACAGAUCCUUUCAGUCGGCAGCCACUUAGCGAAGACAUGCUUACACCAAUGCUUGACUUGAAAGAAAGGAUAUCUGUGUGGAAGCAACAAAAGAAAAAAUCAACAAAUAUAUAAACGGUGCUAAUGUGACAAGAAUUCUGACAAGAAGUAAAAAUAAAAAUAAAAAGAAAGAGUUCAGCAUCCAACAUAGAGAGAGACAGAGAAAGAGAAAGAAAGAUAGCAUACAAUCCAACAUAAUUGUCAAUAUUGCACGAUAUAUUCUGCCAGAAAAAUGCAUCGAUCCACAGUGCAGUUGAUGAAUAUAGUGCAAUGAUCUCGCUAUUGUGCAACAAUUGCGCUCAAUAAAUUUACAGUUUUUAUACAAUAAAACAUUAACACAGACUGCAGCUAGCGAACUGCCAAUAUAUUGCUCCAAACAUACUUUAGAAAGUUGUAAAUAAUUACUGGCUAUAUGUCAGUAUCCAAAAUUACACCAUUCAUAAAUAAGCUACAUUACUUUUUACGUCUUUCGAUGUAUGUGGCAGCGGGUAAGUUUCACAUCCCGCGAAAAUAGAAUGUUACAUAGUAUAAACUAGUAAUAUGAAUGACUACUAUAUACUUCUACGAACUCGACAUUUAAAAAUAAAAUGACAUUGACAUGAAAUUUAUGCAUAAGAUUUAUAAUUUAAUGAUUUCAAUAAUGUUCUGCUAUUUAAAAUGUCAUAUGUGAAAUUAUGAUAUAUUAUUUGGUAAUCCUCACGCACAGAAUGAGUUAAAAAUAGGCAAUCAAUUACAAGUUAUAGUUAAAAUCAUGAAUUUAUUUUGCAUUUUUUUUGCUAAAAAUACAAGAACAUGUUUUGAUUUGUAUUGUAUAUAUACAUAUAUGAUAAUUCAGAUAUUACUUCUUGGCUUUAUUUUGUAAAGAAGAUACAAUGUAUAUGUUUUUUUACAGAUAAAUCUUAUAUCAAGUCUAUUAGUUUCAAACAUAUUUUAAAUUACACAUGCUUUGUUUUUAAUAUGAAUAUUAUUUUACUUUGAAUAUAAGUUUCUCUGAUGUAACUAUUUUAUCAUAACUUUAUUAUGUACAUAUAUGCACAAAGAUAUCUUUGUUUGCUGAUUUUUAUUAACAAAAUAAUGCAUAUAUGUAUAUGUGUGUGGUUAUGUAAGUAUAUACAUACAUUUAUCUUUUCUUUCUCAAAUUUCUUCUUUACAUCAUCAUUCAUUAAUCGUUAUUUUAUAUUUGCAUAUUCUAUGCAAUAGAUAAAUAUAUAUAUAUAUUUAUAAAACAUUCCAAAGAAAUUACAACAUUUAAAAUACAUAAGGUUUUGCAUUAAUUCUAAAUUAUUGAUUGAAGAUUUAACAUGCCAUGUCAAUUUAUAAUUAAUUCAUAUUAUUUUUUUUUUAAGUAAUAGCUGCAUUUAUAGUGUCACAUUUAUUUUGAUAAUUAUCAUAUUUGAUAAUUCACAUAUUUUUCCUUUAAUAAUGCCACACACUAAUAAUAUUAGAACAUGUUCUAUCAUCAAAUGCAAAUAUCAUUUUAUAUAUUUCAUAUUUAACAUAUACAUCAUGGUAUUAAAUAACAGAUCUUGAUUAAAAUAAUCGAGAAUAGUUACUGACAUCAUGUUCGUCAUUAAAUAUCGACAAAGGUUUCAUAUUGUAUAUGAUUCGAGUAUCAAAAUUAAUCCUAACAUUUACAUUUCUAAACAAAUUAUGUCUAAAAAACAGUAACUAUUGUUCAAAGAUACAAGCUAUAUAUCAUUUGUCAUACUUUUGUGCAAUGUAUCCUUCUACCUAGGAAGACGAAAAGACUUGACACAAAAUUCAGGAAUUUUGAGACAGUGUAUUCAGAACUACAUUAGAUAGCAAUCUUUUUGGUAUAUUUUGUGAAAUAAUUAAAACUGGGGAAGAGGGGCGCGCACAUACAUUCAUACAUACACACAAAUACACACACAUGCACACACUCGUACGCGCGCGUAUACGUGUACACACACAGUUGAAGUAUUUAAUAAUAUAUUAAUAAAAUGCGAUAUACGCUAUUUGUACAUAUAGAUUAAAAAAUAAAUUGUCCAAUACUAUUGACAUUUGAUAUUGUUUUUUAUGUGUAUAUAUUUGAGUGUGUAUGUAUAUGUGCGCGUGUAUAUAUGCAUGUAUAUAUAUGCGUAUCCAUACAUAUGCACUAAUGUAAUGUUCUCAUUCAUGAAAAAUUCACUUAAAAAAAUACUUGUAAAUACUAGGAUCGAUGUAAAGUAUAAAAAUAAACAAAAUUUAUGUGAAAUAAAGGCAUUUGAGCGGAACGCAAGAAAAACCUUAUUAUUUAUUAAUACAAAAAUCAUUGUUUUUUCAUCUUUUUAGAAAUAAAAGAGUUUAUUAGAUUUUGAUUUUUUAAAUUGAUUUUUCCUUUGCGAUCUCACUCCAUUAUAUAAUAAUAUUCUACAGAUUCUGUAUUAUAUGAUAAAUUACUGAGAGUUUCUAUGUAGCUAGAUAUUGGUAUUUUGCAGUCCAGUGUGCUGACAACAUUCAUAUUCAUAACUUAUAAUUACAGUUAACAUCAUCAUGGUUCCAUAUUUCCUCCAACUGAUUCCAUUAUUGAUUUAUUAAUAUGAUAUUCAAUAGAAUUUUUGCAUUUCUCAACUUCCCCAAUAGCUGUUGUAGUCGUCAUUU